AUGGGAGAACCAGCGAAGACAUACAAGGUGGCCGACAUCAACCUCGCUGCCUUCGGCAGGAGGGAGAUUGAGCUGGCUGAGCGUGAAAUGCCUGGCUUGAUGGCCACGAGGGAGAAGUACUCACAGGAGCAGCCAUUGAAGGGUGCGAGGAUAGCAGGAUGUCUUCACAUGACCAUCCAGACCGCUGUGCUGAUCGAGACGCUCAAGGCAAUGGGUGCUGAGAUCACAUGGACGUCAUGCAACAUCUUCUCGACCCAAGACCACGCUGCGGCGGCCAUUGCAGCAGGCGGCACACCUGUCUUUGCCUGGAAGGGCGAGACUGAGGAGGAGUACAACUGGUGCUUGGAGCAGCAGCUCAAGGCCUUCCCGUCUGGACAGAACCUCAACCUCAUCCUCGACGAUGGCGGUGACCUCACGGCGCUUGUACACCAGAAGUACCCCGAGAUGCUCCAGGGCUGCUACGGUAUCUCUGAGGAGACCACCACGGGUGUGCACCACCUCUACAGGAUGCUGAAGAACAAGGGCAAGGGACACGGUCUUCUCGCACCAGCCAUCAACGUCAACGACUCCGUGACGAAGAGCAAGUUCGACAACCUCUACGGCUGCAGAGAGAGCUUGGUCGACGGCAUCAAGCGGGCAACCGAUGUCAUGAUUGCUGGCAAGAUUGCUGUCGUCGCUGGAUACGGUGAUGUUGGCAAGGGCUGCGCACAAGCACUCCACGCCAUGGGUGCCCGCACGAUGGUCACGGAAGUCGACCCCAUCAACGCUCUGCAGGCUGCAAUGGCUGGCUACGAGGUCGUCACCAUGGAGGACGCCGCUCCACAAGCACAGAUUUUCGUCACCACCACUGGCUGCCGUGACAUCAUUGUCGGCAAGCACUUCGAGGCGAUGCGUGAGGACGCCAUCGUCUGCAACAUCGGCCACUUCGACAUCGAGAUCGACGUUGCGUGGCUGCAGAAGACUGCCAAGGAGAAGGUCAGCAUCAAGCCUCAGGUCGACCGCUUCCUCAUGCCCAACGGCCGCCACAUCAUCCUGCUCGCCGAAGGCCGUCUGGUCAACUUGGGCUGCGCCACCGGCCACUCUUCUUUCGUCAUGUCCUGCUCCUUCACCAACCAGGUCCUGGCACAGAUCAUGCUGUACAAGGCCGGCGACAAGGAGUUCGCGAAGAAGUACAUCGAGUUCGCCCGCGCCAUCGAGGGCGAGGAGGAGGGUGCCGCACCCCAGAAGACCGUCGACGAGUCGCAAAACAAGGCUUCCGUCAAGCGCAUGUCGGUCGGCGUCUACGUCUUGCCUAAGAUCCUCGACGAACAGGUCGCUCUGCUGCACCUGGACCAUGUCAACGCCAAGUUGACCAAGAUGACCCAGGUGCAGUCCGACUACAUGGAGCUGCCAAUCGAAGGUCCUUUCAAGAGCGACAUGUACCGCUACUAG
Saxophila tyrrhenica is the source of this 1431-nucleotide messenger RNA. It is a transcript of the gene SAH1, whose product is annotated as S-adenosyl-L-homocysteine hydrolase. Gene Ontology annotation, molecular function: adenosylhomocysteinase activity. Gene Ontology annotation, cellular component: cytosol. The transcript has 2 exons. NCBI's taxonomy places the organism in Eukaryota, Fungi, Ascomycota, Dothideomycetes, Mycosphaerellales, Extremaceae. The record is from RefSeq and is a predicted model, not a curated record. Bases 1 to 1431 code for a protein of 476 amino acids. Gene Ontology annotation, biological process: L-methionine cycle.